This is a messenger RNA of Neolamprologus brichardi, 1348 nucleotides long. RefSeq names its product hepcidin-like. Gene Ontology annotation, cellular component: extracellular region. The record is from RefSeq and is a predicted model, not a curated record. Gene Ontology annotation, molecular function: 2 iron, 2 sulfur cluster binding. Gene Ontology annotation, biological process: intracellular iron ion homeostasis; defense response to bacterium. Lineage: Eukaryota; Metazoa; Chordata; Actinopteri; Cichliformes; Cichlidae.
UAACCACCUGCGUAUGUGUUUGAAAUAAAAAUAGAAUAUUUUGGAGAGUCUCCCCUCAAAGUCAGAACACUUUGGUGUUCGGUUAAAUUGUGAUUUUGAAUCAGUUACAGGGGUUACUGUGAUCAUGAAUGCUUUUCUCUCUAUGUGUUAACACUGUCCAGGAUAUACCCUUCCUGUAGCCGUAUGGCAGCUUUGGUGGAUGGACGGAUGGAUGCAUAGCAGUCAGUUUUACAAAUGUAACAAAGGAAAAAUCGACAUUUAAAAUGACAACAAAAAUCCACAUUAUAUCUAAAUGACCAUAAAGUUUAUUGUGAUAAACUGUGUAAUACAAGCAUGUAGUUGAUGCAGUAACUGGGGACACAAUGUUACUAAAACAGUAUAAUCUCAGAAAAUUGUCUCUGGCAUACAGUUUGUUAAUACUGAGUGGUUGUUGGAGCAGGAAUCCUCAGAACCUGCAGCAAACUCCACAGGUACCGGGGUUGCAAUACUUUGCAAAACUCCAUAUUUUCCUAUGCUAUGAAAUUCUGGGAAUGGGAAAUUCCGGAGGACCGAGAAAAUCUGCACUUUUCUCAGUCGGCAUGAACUUUGACCUUAUCUUCGGAUAUUUAACUAUGUGGGUUUUCCCUGUCCUAUUGAUGCAAGCCUGUUCCCGGCAGUAGCUGCUGUACUCUAAGUGACGAGGCAGCAGUGGAGCAAAUGAGUAUAAAUACCAGCACCUUUUCCCUCAGUCAACCAUCACAAAGGAGCUGACAAGAGUCAACGAGAGAGUCAAAGGAUCUGACCACCUUAAACCACUCAAACCUCCUGAAGAUGAAGACGUUCAGCAUUGCAGUUGCAGUUGCCGUUGCACUCAUGUGUAUUUGCAUUCAGCAGAGCUCUGCCACAUUUGCUGAGAUACGAGAAUUACAAGAGCUACAAGAGGCUGUGAGCAAUGACAGUCCAGCUGCUGAACAUCAGGAGGUAUCAGUUGACUCAUGGAUGAUGCCGUACCACAGACAGAAGCGUGGCAUGAAGUGUCGCUUUUGCUGCGGCUGCUGCAAUGCUGGUGUCUGUGGAUUGUGCUGCAGAUUCUGAGAAUAUCUACCUGCGAUUAUCACAUCAACCACUAAAUAUUGACUGUUAUACAUGAAAUGAUUUGACUGCUCAGCAUUUGUUAAAGUCUGACAGUGUUUCUUCAUCUGGUCAUCCUGCUGUAACAGUGAACAGUGUUCCAAGCAUUUGGAACUUCAGUAUGUUAUUAUAUUAAAAGGUUUCGAGUCACUAUACUGCAACAUGUGCUGUCUGUUUCUGUUUCUGUCUGACAAGAAUAAAACAUUAAUGGAAACCAGUGACAUGAAGCUCCUGAUGU